This is a messenger RNA of Cyclocybe aegerita, 1860 nucleotides long. Lineage: Eukaryota; Fungi; Basidiomycota; Agaricomycetes; Agaricales; Hemipholiotaceae. The record is from the annotation of a GenBank genome assembly.
AUGGAAAGCUCUCUGAGAAAAGAGGUCGAACGCGUUUUCAGCGAAAAUAGUGUCGUAUUGGACGACAAGCUGGUUGCAGAAUGUAUUUCGAUAUGUAACAUGUAUGUUCUGGAGCCCGAAUCACUCUUGUGGAAGCUCCAAGCCUUAAACUACAAUGCCUCUACAACGCAUUCCGAGAUCACCCCAAUUACGAUGGACACCUUAGCUGCUGUGAAAACAAGAAUCCAACAAGACCUGACGAAAGAAAUUUCAAGAAAAGCACAGCCAAAACCUCGCGCGUUUGCCACAGCUAUUGUUGAUCGGUCAAAAUUGUCAAAGCCAAUGGCCCAGAGAUAUAACCCCGCCGGAUCUCUACCGCAGGUGAAGCAAGAAUCCCUCGGGGAAACAAGUUCUGCCGUCCGGAGCAACAAUAUUGUCACUACAAACGUGACCUUUUUAGGCCCAUCGACGGACCCAGAGGUCAGAAAGAAACGGGCCUAUCGUUAUAUGUAUGAGAAGAUUUCAGAGAGGAGUGAAUCCCUCGAUCAACUUAUCGACGACUUCGCGGAACUGAUUCGAGCACAAUACGAAGAAGUGUCUGAUUUCGGCGACCCGUCUGCGUCAACAGAUGGAGAAGUAUACAUCGUUGGUCGCAUUACGCACGACUCUGAGACUGCCUCGGGUGCCAAACUCGCAGAAGGGUCUAUCACAAUUGAAUCAUCCCGAAUGCUCUCAUCAGGCGCUCGCGUUCCCCUCAUGCUCGACCCUGCAAUAAAAAUCAAGGGCGCCACAAAGAAUGUGGGAGGUAUAGGGCUUUACCCUGGGGCUAUCGUCGCCUUGAAAGGCAAGAAUGGCGGUGGGGGUUACUUUUUGGCGACGGAGUUCCUUUCGAUACCGCCUCUGAAAUCCUCACCAGCGGCGCAAGGAAUUACUAGCCCGAAGCUAGAUCCUGCAACGUCUCAGAACUCUGUGACAAUAUUGGUAGCAUGUGGGCCCUUUACAUCUGAUUCUGAUAUUGGGUAUAAACCAUGGCGUGCCCUCCUACAACAAAUUAAGACGCAGAAGCCCGACGCCGUGCUAUUGCUGGGUCCAUUCGUGGACAUUACUCACCCUAAAAUCAAGUCCGGCGAUCUGGAUGUUGCACCUUCAAACCUCUUCCGAGCACAUUUCGUCGACCCUCUGAAAGGUUUCUUGACUGCAUCACCUGGCAGCAUUGUCCUGUUGGUGCCCAGCGUACGUGAUAUUACCAGCGACCAUGCGGCAUUCCCUCAACCAGAGCUCAGUUCUGAUAUAUUUGGUUCACAUCCCCGCGUCCAUCUUCUACCAAACCCAACGAGGUUUACAAUCAAUGACGUUACGUUCGGUGCGACAAGCCUGGACACGCUAUUCCACCUCAGAAAGGAAGAAUAUUUCAAACGCGGGGUGGAGCUUGAGCCUCUUCCCGAACAGGCAGAUGAUCUGCCAAUGGAUUCCAUGGCCAACCUAUGUCGGCAUCUGCUGCUGCAGAGAAGCUUUUAUCCUAUCUUCCCGGUUCCUCAAGAUCUGUCUUCCGAAGUUAACCUCGACGUGACCCAUUUCGACGGCGUCCGCAUGGUUGAUGAUAGAGACUUGGACUAUGCACCUGACGUGUUGAUCCUUCCGAGUAGGCUGAAGCAAUUUUCCAAGGUAUUCUGCUAUUUUACCCAUUUUGGCGAGCCUAAUUUGGUCCAGGUCGUUCAUUCUACGACUACAUUAAAUCCAUCCUUCUUGACGAAGGGCACAUAUGGCACCCUAACCAUUGCCCCACGAUCGAGCGGUACUCCCAAAGCGAGAGUAAAAGCUGAAGUAACGAGGAUGGACUACGCAGCAACGCCAGCUCCUGCAACAGUUACUCCAGCAUAA